AUGAAGUAGAAAUAUUGGCCACUAUGGUCAUUUUUAAAUAUUAUACCAGUUCUCAAUCUCAAAUAGGCAUGAAAGACUUGAGAAAUUAAUGAGCCACUUGCAAAUAAUCUGACCAGAUCCUCCAUUUGAUGUCACUUAACUUUCCAUUUCAUAUCCUUCGUUUAUAAAUGAAAAACUAUCAAUCUAACAUAUACCCAACUAUAUAACAACUCUAAGAUAUUAAUUUCUCGAUGCUGGUUUUCAUGGCAAGGCUGAGAAUUUGCAUAUUUGGACCUCUUCUUAUUUGGAUUUCAUGUUGUUGUACUCUACUUGUUUAUGGACAAAUUACACAUCCUUUGGAAGUGAAUGCUUUAAAAGCAGUCCAUCGUCAACUCAUUGAUCCACUUGGCAGACUUAAGAACUGGAGAAAAAAAGAUCCAUGUACCUCACUUUGGACAGGGCUAUUCUGCACCAACACUACCUAUGAUGGUUAUUACCAUGUCAAAGAAUUACGGUUGCUAAAUAUGAAUUUAUCUGGAACCUUAGCCCCCGAGCUUGGCCAGUUCAAGAACAUGACUAUAUUGAAUUUUAUGUGGAAUAAUAUAAGUGGCAGCAUACCAAAGGAGAUAGGAAGUAUGACUUCUUUAAAACUUCUACUCUUAAGUGGAAAUGAAAUAUCAGGUCCUUUACCAGAUGAGCUGGGUAAUCUCAGUAAGUUAACAAAAUUUCAACUGGACAUAAACCGUAUUUCAGGACCAAUUCCUAAAUCAUUUGCAUACAUGCCGAAUGUCCAACACUUUCACAUGAACAACAAUUCAAUAAGCGGCCAGAUACCUCCAGAGCUAUCUAAUUUACCUAGCCUGGUGCAUUUCCUGUUGGAUAACAACAAUUUAUCAGGGUAUCUUCCUCCAGAAUUAUCAAUGAUGAAAAGUUUGAAGAUCUUGCAAGUCAACAACAAUAACUUUAGUGGGACUGAAAUUCCUGAUUCUUAUGCAAAUAUGUCCCAAUUGUUGAAACUGACUCUUAGGAACUGCAACUUGCAAGGAAGAAUUCCUGAUUUCAGUAGUGUACCUGGUCUCUUCUACUUAGAUCUUAGCUCAAAUCAACUCAGUGGAAGUAUACCAACAAACAAGCUUUCAGACAAUAUCACCACUAUUGAUUUAUCCAAGAACAAACUUGAUGGACCGAUUCCUGAAAGUUUCACAGGCUUUCCUAAACUCCAGAGAUUGUCACUUGAGAAUAAUUCAUUGAAUGGUACCAUUCCUUCUACUUUCUGGAGGAAUAUUUUUCUCAGUACUGAAACAAAACUCAGCGUGAAUCUUCAACAUAACUUGUUUUCAAAUCUAUCAGGCAGCCUGUAUCCUCCUUCAAAUGUCACUAUCAUGCUGCAAGGUAAUCCCAUUUGUACAAGAGCAAAUGAACAAGACAUAGUUCGAUUCUGUGGACAAGAAGAGAAAGAACUUGACGAACCUCCAAGAAAUUCUAGUAGUUCCCUUGACGAAUGCAAACCCCAAUCAUGUCCGAAAAAGUUUUAUGAGUAUGUUCCAAAUUCUCCUACUCCUUGCUUUUGUGCUGCACCAAUGGGAGUUGGGAUACGAUUGAGAAGUCCUAGCAUAUGGGAUUUUCGACCAUAUGUUGGUCAAUUUCAGAAAUAUAUGGCUGAUAAUCUUUUAGUGGAACCUUAUCAACUUGACUUAGGUUCAUUCAUAUGGCAAGAGGGUCCUAGGCUACUAAUGCUUCUAAAAGUAUUCCCUCAGUACAACAAUAAUUCUAAUGAGUUAAAUACAAGUGAGCUUCAACGUGUGAUGAACACGUUUGCUACAUUUGCAUUUCCUUCAAAUGAUAUCUUUGGCCCAUAUGAUCUCCUAAAUUUUACUCUCCUUGGACCUUAUAAAGAUGUUAUCAUUGUCACACAGUCAGGAUCAGGUAUGAACAAAAGGCUUUUGGUCGGAAUUGUCUUAGGAGCAAUCUCUUGUGGAAUGACGGUACUUGGGGCAAUUGCAUAUCUUAUUUCUAGAAAUAAUGAAGAAGAUAAAGUUGUGAAAAGAAAAUAUACACAAAAAGCUCCUAGCCAUUUUGAUAGUGUAAAAGGAUUCAGCUUCGUUGAACUUGAAAUUGCCACAGACAAUUUUAAUAUGACCUCUCAAGUUGGGCAAGGAGGCUAUGGGAAAGUUUACAAGGGCAUUCUAGCAGAUGGCACAGUUGUGGCAGUCAAACGUGCUCAACAAGCAUCCUUACAGGGUGAGAGAGAAUUUUUUACAGAAAUAGAAUUACUCUCCCGAGUACAUCAUCGCAACUUGGUUUCAUUGGUUGGCUUUUGUGAAGAAGAUGGAGAACAGAUGUUAGUAUAUGAGUUUAUGGCUAAUGGCUCUCUUUACAGUCUCCUCUCUGCUAGGUUUCGAAGCUCUCUUACUUUUGCUAGGAGAAUGCAAAUUGCAUUAGACUCUGCAAAGGGAAUUCUUUAUCUUCAUACUGAAGCAGAUCCACCAAUAAUCCACCGUGACAUAAAAUCAAACAACAUAUUGUUGGAUUCAAAAUUUACUGCAAAAGUUUCUGACUUUGGAAUCUCAAAGCUUGCACCGGUUCCCGAUGGCAAAGGGGAAACAAGGGGUCAUGUGUCCACAGUUGUGAAGGGCACACCAGGCUACCUUGAUCCUGAUUACUUCUUAACUCACAAGUUAACUGACAAGAGUGAUGUGUACAGCAUUGGAAUUGUAUUUCUUGAACUUUUAACAGGGAUGCCACCCAUUUCUCAUGGUAGAAACAUUGUUCGAGAGGUUAACACCGCAUGUCAAUCUGGGAAUAUGGAAACCAUGAUAGACAGGGACAUGGGGUCUUACAACUUUGAGUGUGUGAAGAAAUUCAUGCAGUUAGCUCUCAAGUGUUGUCAAGAGGAAGCAAAAGGGAGACCAACAAUGUUGGAGGUUGUUCGAGAGUUAGAGAACUUGUGCUCAAUGCUUUCACAAUCUAAGACCAGUCAUUCAGACUUUAAUGCCUCCUCUUCAACAUCAUCAGCAUCAGUUGGAUUAGGGCUAACACCAUCGCCCAAUUAUGACAGGAAUAUGUAUAUGACAACUGAUUAUGCUGCUGGAAGUAACCUUGUGAGUGGUGUUUUUCCUGACAUCAGGCCUCGCUAGUUAUCCUUCAUUGCUCUUUCUGUACAUAAACAUCUAUAGUCAAGUCCUUUUUUUUUGGGGUUCCUAUUUGCUAUUAAAUUAGUGAGAUUUUAGUUGAUCGUGUAGUUAACUAAUACCACUAGGGAGAUACAUAAACUUGAGUGAUUUUAGUUGAUUUAGUUGUUAUUCAAUUCUGAAUGUAAAGUUGCAUUAUUGUCGUACGUAUCGCUUGUCUAUAUAGGAAGAACGGUUGUUCCAACUAUUUCCCUUGUACUUAUUUACUUAAGAAUAGACAUUUCAUCUUCUGAAUGAUAUUUACAGUUGUAUUUUAUUGUA
This is a messenger RNA of Cannabis sativa, 3431 nucleotides long. Its product is annotated as probable LRR receptor-like serine/threonine-protein kinase At5g37450. The record is from RefSeq and is a predicted model, not a curated record. The transcript has 20 exons. Gene Ontology annotation, molecular function: ATP binding; protein kinase activity; protein binding. The coding region runs from base 231 to 3116 and encodes 961 amino acids. NCBI's taxonomy places the organism in Eukaryota, Viridiplantae, Streptophyta, Magnoliopsida, Rosales, Cannabaceae. Gene Ontology annotation, biological process: protein phosphorylation.